Messenger RNA from Anopheles merus, 2165 nucleotides. RefSeq lists its product as uncharacterized. The transcript has 8 exons. Gene Ontology annotation, molecular function: acyltransferase activity, transferring groups other than amino-acyl groups. The coding region runs from base 50 to 2146 and encodes 698 amino acids. NCBI's taxonomy places the organism in Eukaryota, Metazoa, Arthropoda, Insecta, Diptera, Culicidae. The record is from RefSeq and is a predicted model, not a curated record.
ACAGCUUCCAACGUCCGAACGGUGCACAUCGGUGCUUCUUCGUCUAACAAUGGCCUUGCCACCCAUAGCGCUAACACGUGUGAAUUUGGUGCUAAGCUUCCUGCUUGCAAACAUUUCUGGACGAAUGGCGAACGCUAAAGAUGAUUAUGAGCUGAUGCCGGCGCUAUUUCAUUAUGAAAAUGUGACUGAAUGUUUCGAACAGUAUCCCGCGAGUGCUUACUGUGUAGUGAAAACGGUCCUUAAGCCGGAGGAAAGCUCCGACGUGUGGCGUGCAAUAGCAAAAUAUUCCAAGCAUCCUUCCUACCACGAACACUCCCUGCUCGAUCGGGGACUGUGCGUCGAUCGGUGUGUGCGCCUGCUCGAUGGUUUAAGUUCUUCCGUCAAGGCCGCUCUUGAAACGGAACCAAUCACAGUGCAACCUUACCAUCUUCUUUCGAUCCCAUCAGAACCGGGGCUUCCCGAAUAUCGGACCCAGUACGGGAGAAUGCUCAACAUCUGCGUCAACCAUCGACUGAAACAGCGCUACAAUCUGUCCGGCCACUCCGAGCUGGAACGAUGUGUUACUGCGGCUACACAGCACCCCUCGAUCGAUGCGUAUCAUGUGCUGUUCCUGUCGCUAAUUGCAACACUUUGCGGUUUGGUUGGGUACGCAAGUUACCUCGAAUGGCGGCACACGCCACCACCGUCAUUGGACAAUAAUAACGAAACGAGCGCCACUACAAAAGCAAACUACGCAAGACACUCCACCACCGCCACCAACGCGCUGUGGAUGGAGUUUGCACUUCAACGAAGCUGGUCACAGCUCGUAACGCCACCCAGGACGAAGCUGCAGCGUGAUUUUGCGUUCGUUGAGAUCUUCCGCAUGCUGUCGGUGUUUAUCAUACUGGCCAUCCACGUGUCGAUGGCGUAUGUGGCAGCGCCGACAGCGCACAUGCGACCGCUGGAAGAGUUUUACGGUCUUCCGCUAUCGUUGAUCGCUGUCAGCGUAUUUCCAUUUCAGGUGCAUACAUUUUUCACGAUCAGUGGCGUGAUGCUGGCGGUACACUUUAUCGAGUUUGCCGGCUCAAGGGCAACUCGUGUCGGUUGGUCGACCCUGUGGAAGGGUGUGGUGAUGCGCUAUGUACGCCUCUUUCCCGUCUUGUUUGUCGUGUGGCUUUAUCAGGUGUCGUGGCUCGAUUGGUUUGCUCGGGGUCCGGGUGACUAUCGGUACUUUGCACUGGAGCGGGACAACUGUCGGGCGAAUGGGUGGUUGAACUUUCUAUUCUUAAACAACUACUUCAAAGCCAGCUCUAUGUGUAUGCAACAAUCCUGGCAUUUGGCGGCCGAUUUUCAAUUCUUUCUGGCCGGUCUUCCUUUGCUCAUACUGAUCAACCGUCAUCCACGACUGCUGUGGCCGUUGGUAACCACUGCCAGUAUAUUCUCGAUAGCAGCUCCCAUCGUGAAUCUGUACCACCACAAACUGCCUGGAGUGAUCCUUGCCAACUUUAAACAGCUCCGGUUCAUCUUCUACGUUCAUCCUGUUCUUACGAACGAUUACAUGCUCUCGCAUCCCCACACCUGCAGCUACUUCAGUGGACUGUUUGCCGGCCUUGCGUACCAUCGCUAUCGUACAACGUCCAUUCCCUGGCUUUCGGGUGAUACAACCUCUUCGCGACUACUGAAAUGGCUACCGCCAGCAAUGGUUCUGCUACAAGCUGCCGCUUCUCCCCUGUUCUACGCCCUCGACUACAGUGAACCAAUGCUAUGGAAUGCUGUGUACGGGGCGGUUCAUCGCUGCUGCUGGGGUGCCAUGUGUGCGGUGGGCAUCCUGUACGGUGCGACGGUGUGGCAGGGUCGUCACUCGUGGAUCCACUUCCAUCCAGCGCUGCAGCUGCUUAGCCGGCUUUCGUUCGGUGUGUUUAUGGUGCAGUUUAAUGUGCUGAAGAGCGUGACGCAAAAUGCAUCCGGCAAUGGAACGGGCUUCAGUUGGAAGAUUUUCUUUGAAGCGGUUCUUUACACGUGGAUCGUCUGUUACGGGGUGGCGCUUGUACUCGCCUUGCUGGUUGAGCUACCAGCGGCAGCCAUUUUUAAGCGAUUAUUAGGUGCACGCAAAUCUUCACAAAUAGACAAAACAGAACAGCAAUGUGCUGUUAUAAAAAAAGAGUGAAAAGGAGGGCUCUGUUUAA